CUUGUUUCGGUCAAUGUCUUACUUUUGUAUACUGAUCCCCUCCUGUACUAUAAGCAUAUGGUUGUUCUUGUAGUUUUAUCGUUCUCUAUUGACGUAGGAUAACAUGAUGCCAAUAAGCGAGUUUGACAGCAGGGAGGCUGGGAGGGGGUGGUAAACGCUGCUCGCUGUAGUUCUAGUUAACUGCCUGUCUGCUUCAUUUGUCCUGUUGGGCAAUAUGUCGUUCACAAGAGGCAAUGAUGAGUAUACGGAAUACCUAAGUAAUGGAUUCUCAACCUUAUGGGAAUAUGGCCAUGAAUUUGCUGUCAGAGGCCCCAGAGCUACAGCAUAUGACCCAUCCUGAAGCUAUUACACCACCGCCCAAAGCUCCCAUAGAGAAACAGGCCAUAGUUAACCAAGAUUCAGAGCCCUGUCUUUCAGUGGAGGUAAUUGUUGAGCAGAAGGAGGAAGGGGAUGCAGAAGAUGAUGAAGGGGUGCUAGAACUGGAUGAACAACCAAAGAAACGAGCAAGACGUGGCAGAACAAAGAUAAAGAAAAAAGGUAGAACAAAAAGGAAUGUGGCUCAUGGUGAAGCACAGGUAGCGAUAGCUUUCAACUUCAUGAGAAAGAGACGCCAGGACCUGACACUCGGUGCUAAAGUGAAGGUCCUUGAAAUGCUUGACCAUGAACCCAAAGUACCACAAGGUAAAAUCGCCUCCAUGUUUCGUGUAAGUCAGAGCCAGGUUUCUCGGAUCAUGAAGAACAAGGAAUCCAUUAUGUCACAGUGGAACAGGUUUGCCACUCCUGAUCGAAAACGUUGCAGACUUGGUAAAGCUGGUGCAUUGGAACAAAAAUUGGUUGACUGGUAUAAGGAAGCAAAAAAGGAAGACUUACCCAUAUCUGGGCCUAUUCUUAUGGAAAAGGCAAAGUCAAUUGGUAAUGAGAUGGGAAUAGAAUUUAAACCUUCAGCUGGAUGGCUUGGAAGAUGGAAAGAUAGAAAUGGAGUAACUCUUAAAAGAUUUAAAGACAAAGAUGGAGCUCCAUCAGUCACAAAAGUUGGAAACCACUGGAGAAGAUACAUGUUUACCAAAGCAACUAAAGAAUACACUCUUCAGAAUGUAUGGGUUGUUGAUGAAAUUCCUCUAACUUAUAAUUCCCUACCAGAAUAUAUGGUACAAGGAACUUCAAAUGGAAGUGAUAGGUUGUAUGUUAUAUUAGCAUGCAAUCUAGCUGGUACUGACCGUAGACCCGUAGAAGUGAUUGGCAAAACUCAGUCACUUAAUUCCCUUACUCUUCCAGUGCCUUUCCAUCAUCAUCCCAAAGCUGCUAUUACAAUAGAGUUCUUUUCCUCUUGGCUACGGGAAUGGGACCGUGAACUGCGUUCAAAGAGAACUAAAAUAAUAGUGUUGUUGAAUAAAGCAGCCCAUCAUCCAGAAAAUCUACAUCUUUUCAACAUUAAUGUAACAUUCUUCCCCCCAGGUACAGCAACAGUUUUGCAGCCAUUAAGGCUGGGGAUCAUCCACACUUUUAAGGCCUUGUAUAGACACCAACAAGUUACUUAUGUUAUGUCAAAGGCACAGGCAAAUGAUCAAAUGAAUCAUACAAAUAUGUUUAACCACAGCAUUUUGAAGCCACCAUUACUGGCUCAAAAUUUAUCUGUUUUGGAUGCUGUUUUUAUGAUUUACAAAGCUUGGAAACAUGUUAGUCCUGAAACCAUAGUGAAAGGAGUAGUGAAAGCUGGACUUAGUAAAGAUGUAGAUGCCUUGAAUGUUAAUGACCAGGUUAAUGCUCCUAUUGGGAUUAGCCAACAAGACUUUGAUGCAUUUGUAUUGUCUGAUGAUGGACUAAAUAUUGAUGAACAUGAGGAAGCACCAACCCAAACCUUGAACUCGCAUGCAGGAAUGAUCACUAACAUUGUUCAGUAUCCACAUUAUUCAAAUGUGUUUAAUAAUCCAAACAUUAAAAACCAGCAACCUAACCAACAUAUCGAAUCUAUAGUAGAAAAUGUUCCUACUCCACCAAAGGCAUGUGAAGCAGUUUUUGCAUGCCACGUUCUGAGGCAAUAUUUACAGCACCAAGCUGGGCGAUUAUUUGAUGAAUUUUCAGAACUGGAGUCAGCUAUUCAUCAUGAUAUGAUCCUGGAAACGAGGCCUGACUUGAGAAGUGAAUUCCAAUCUGACCCCUUACAUGAUCCAAGUUCUGUUCAUAGCUUAUUAGCACAACAGGUGGCCCAUGAGCAAAAGCUGGACUACAUUCAAAAGGUGCAAGAUGAACUUCAACAGCAAAAAAUUAAAAAAGAAAUGAAGAAGGCAGCACAGUCACCGGCACCAUCUCAGAAUUCACACAGUACCCUCUCCACACCAACACAAGGGGUCAGAACAAAUAUGCAUAAUCAACUUUUAGGGAUGCAACGACAUGAUAUGCAUGGUCAGGAGUUGGCGAGACAAGAAAUAGCAAGACCAGAGUUUGAGCAUCCCAUGCAAAGGCAAGAGCUGCUACGCCAAGAUGUGAUAAGACCAGAAUACCGACAGGAAGUUCCUCAGGAUAACUCUCGAACAUCACUUGUAGAAUUAAGGGCUGUAAAGAUGUCAAACUUUAGACCUGUCCAUCCAGAUGGUGGAAAUGAGGGCAGGAAUGACAUAAAAACUGAUCCAUUGGCAAUACCAGCGGAUUUACGCAAUCUUCCUGUAACUAAUCACCAUACGGGGGCUGAACUGCAUCACCAGGGAAUCCCAACAAACAUGACACAGAACCUACGGCAGCCAGAUACAAGAUUGGAAAACCCCGGAGUACCUUAUUACACAAUACCAAAUCCUCUACAUCAUUACAUGCAGCCAAAAUGAUGCUUUAUGGACACUUUAGUAUAUAUUGUACAGGUAUCAUAAUUUUCAUUUUGUUAAGUGUAUCAUCCUACAAAAUAUUUACAAUGAUCAGUGAUGUUGACUGUCAAGUACAAAUUUUGUUGAAAAAAUUCGCAGCUACAUUGCAUGAAUAAUGCAUGUUGAUAUAUACUGUAGAUAAAAAUUUUAAACAAAACACAUGUAUAUUUUUGUAAGUUGUGCCAUGGUGUUUUUCUUAUUUCCAGAGUUGUAAAGUAACAAAAUAAAUUUACUUGAGUACUGUACUCAAGUACCGGGUAACAUUUUUGGGUAUUUUUAAAAAGUACGGGUAUACGUACUCAAAUUUUUUAGUACAGUACUUUUACUUAAAUAUGAUUUGCUAAUAGUUUUACUUAAAUAUGAUUUGCUGAUAGUUUUACUUAAAUAUGAUUUGCUAAUAGUUUUACUUAAAUAUGAUUUGCUAAUACUUUUACUCUUAAUAUAAUUAAAAACAAAAAUCAUUACUCAUUACAUGCCCCAAACAAAGAGUUUUUAUGUCUGUGACAAACUAAUAAUAAUUUUUUUUUUAAUUUUUAUUAAUUAAUUAUUAACCAUAGUAAAUGAGUUGCCUGGGUGGAGCCGUGAAGGGUAAGGUGUGGGUGUAGGAAGACACCACAAGGUCACAUACCUAGAGGUCUCGUGAGGUGACAUGAGGUCAGGUCAGGUCAGGUCAAGUGGCAGUGGCCAUGACAGCAGACUUUCCCUUUGAUCUUGUGUCCAUUAGCACCUUGACCACGCACCUCACCUAGCCUAUCCUCUUAUCCUCCAUUGAAUCCACUCUCUUCUCCCCCAUCUUUCCUUCAGGGGCUUGGUCUUCCCAUUAGAUGUCAGUUGCUCGUUGUAAAUACCUGUACCAAAAAUGAAUUUCAAAGCGGCUGUGAUUCUAAAAUGCUUCACAUAAUUCCAUCUUAGAUGUAAAGCCUGUAUCUAUACAUAUGUGCCAGACUGAGUGUAUUUAAAAUUCUGCUUAAAUAACUAAGUAGCACUGCCCCUCCUCCCAGUACCCAUCAAAUGUUACAUGGUGUGAAAAAUUCAGCUACUCAUUAGUUAGAAUUGAAAAGUGACAUCACGACAGUCACACCCCAAUUAGAGGGACAGUUCACUGUGAGUCUUAGUCAGAAUCAGUCACUCUAGAGGCAACAUUCAUCCACAAACUCCUCAACUGAAGGAGCUACUGAGGUCUUUCCCGACAUUAUGUGACGGCAGACCUAGUCACAAGACCAUGUGGCCAGACACUAAUACAUUGGUACUCAUCUCGCAGGACAUGCUAUGACUUAUGAUAUAGAGACAAUAUUGAUAUGAUUUGAGGACAAUAGGAGUUAGAACCCACCAAAGUGUGGGAAGCGUACAAGAAUUAAAUUAAAUUAUUACGAAUAAGUAGGUGGUGACAAAUAGUGGUUAGUGACUCGUUCUGUGCUAGGAGGUCCCUGACAUUGGGACAGUCAAGGCAAAUAGUGUUGAAGGGUGUUAGUGCUGGGGCAGAUACAGAGUUUACAGGAAGAGAAGUCCGGGUCAUCCUACACCUCAGAUACAUGCCAGAUAGGUUUGUAUCCUAAUCUAAUGCGAGCAGAGACAACAGUCUACGGACCAUAAGUCCACAUCGACGAAACUUGUAUGGAUAAGGAAGAAAGUGAUCGUAGUGUUGGAUGGAUAUAUUUUCAGCCUGUUCACUAUCCCUGCGAUGGAUUGUAGGAAGAAGAGCGGCUGAACAUAUCUCUUUUAAUAGGUUAUGCUGGGCUUAUAUUUAGGCCUAAAAGAUCCUGAUUAGACAGCCAUAAUUUUGAGAAUCAGUUGUUGAUUAAUCUCAAUAUAAAUAUUUGCAAAAAGCAUGUGUAAUGCUGUCUUUUAUUUUUAUCUUUACUUAACUAGUUUUUUGUAAUUUACAGUGGAUUUUAAUAUUUGAGACAAUUAAUAAUUUUCUUGUUACUUUUUUUACUUUCAGUACUUGAGUACGUACUUUAUGAAUGAGAUACUUUUUUACUUCUACUCGAGUACAUUGAUCUUUGGAUAUUUUUACUUCUACUUGAGUAAUAUUUUGCCAAUGUAACAAUACUUUUACUUAAGUAUCAAAGUCCUGUACUUUUAACAACUCUGCUUAUAUCUAAUGUGACAAAUCACCAAUGUAUUUAAUUCUUUUAUAUGAAAUAAGAAAUAGCUCUCUGUGUUUGUAUAUUAUAAGAGCCUUCUAUUUUAAACUACUUCUGUAUUGAGGAUUUCCAUAUCAGUAUUCAUGUAAGUUUUUACAUAGCCAUUAAGAGCAAAGCCAAGUCACAUCCUAGAAAGGACUUCGGGUACAGUUCUAUAGUUCUGUAUAUAAAAUGUACCUAACA
Molecule: messenger RNA, 5185 nt
Organism: Homarus americanus (American lobster)
Lineage: Eukaryota; Metazoa; Arthropoda; Malacostraca; Decapoda; Nephropidae
Product: tigger transposable element-derived protein 3-like
Exons: 4
Coding region: 261-2819 (852 amino acids)
Cellular component (GO): nucleus
Molecular function (GO): DNA binding
Source: RefSeq, a predicted model, not a curated record